GUACUUUUUCUUUUAACACCAUGGUUGGAAGUGAGUCUAAUCAUAAGCAGAAUUGAAAACCCCCUCGAAGGUCUCUCUCGAGACCAGCUUAUCCAGGAAGUUGAGCGCUUCGCAGGCGACAGCGGCCUUGUCGAUCUGCUCCCCCUUCUCCACAAGGGAGCUGUAGCUGCUCAGAGUCCCAAUGAGAUUGACACUCUUGAGCUUUUAGAUUCGAGGGACCGUGCCAUUCUCCAUGAGGAGGUUACCCACCGCUGGAAGCAGCCCUGGGCCCUAUACUAUACUAUCAUCCUGAACUCAAUUGCCGCUGCUAUUCAGGGCUGGGAUCAGACUGGAUCAAACGGUGCUAAUCUGACUUUCGAUGUGGUUUUCGGUAUUCCUAACAAUCCUCCAGCUUGCCCUGACCAGGCAACCUGCACCCGCAACCAGUGGAUCAUGGGAUUUAUCAACUCGUGCCCUUACAUCACCAUCUGUCUUUUUGCUGGAUGGUUAUCGGACCCGUUGAACGAUUACCUCGGUCGAAAGGGCACCAUCUUCUUGGCCGCUCUAUUCAGUCUUAUUGCUCCCAUCGGUUCCGCAUUCACUCAGCACUGGGGACAGCUCGUCGCAGCUCGCAUCCUACUUGGAAUUGGAAUGGGAUUAAAAGAAGUGACUGUUCCAGUCUAUAGUGCUGAGAAUGCUCCCACCAACAUUCGAGGAGGUCUAGUUAUGUCGUGGCAGGUGUGGACCGCCUUUGGUAUCUUCAUGGGCACAUGUGCAAACUUAACUGUCGCCAAUACUGGAGAUAUUGCCUGGCGUUUGCAGCUUGGUUCGGCUUUUAUCCCUGCAGUCCCUCUGGUUUUUGGUAUCUGGGCUUGCCCUGAGUCUCCGCGUUGGCUAAUUAAGAAGGGAAGACACAUCAAGGCAUAUAAGUCUCUCCUCCGUCUCCGCAAUAGCCCGCUUCAAGCUGCCCGUGACCUUUUCAUGAUUCAUAUUCAAUUGGAAGAGGAGAAGACUAUUCUGGUAGCAUCUGGAUUUGCAAAGACCAACAACAUGUUUGUGCGCUUCGGGGAGCUCUUUACUGUGCCCCGCCUUCGUCGUGCUACUCAGGCAUCUGCUGUUGCAAUGAUCUCUCAGCAGAUCUGUGGAAUCAACAUUAUCGCCUUUUACUCUUCAACCAUCUUCCAGAUGGCUGGUGCAAAUAACAUCGGAGCUCUGCUUGCAUCAUUUGGCUUUGGAUUUAUCAAUUUCAUCUUCGCUUGGCCUGCAGUUUGGACCAUUGAUACCUUUGGUAGACGCGGCCUGAUGCUUUUCACUUUCCCACAGAUGUGCUGGAGCCUUCUUGCCGCUGGGUUCUGUUUCUGGAUUCCGAAGAGUAGUAGCGCUCAUUUAGCUCUCGUGGCCUUUUUCAUCUACAUCUUCGACGCAUUUUACUCUCCCGGAGCUGGUCCAAUUCCGUUCACCUACAGUGCUGAAGUCUUUCCCAUCAGUCACCGUGAGAUUGGUAUGGCAUGGGCAGUGGCUACCAACAAUUCCUGGGCUUCCGUCCUUUCGUUCACAUUCCCAUACAUGCUGCGAGCCCUCACUCCUCAGGGUGCAUUUGCAUUCUAUGCUUUCCUGAACAUGGUGGCACUGGCGCUGAUCUUCUUAUUUAUGCCUGAGACCAAGCAGCGAUCGCUUGAGGAGCUGGGCUUUGUCUUUGGUUUGUCCACUCGAACCCACGCGCAUUAUCAAUUGACCAAGGUGCUUCCGUGGUGGUUUAAGCGAUAUGUCCUCAUGCAGAAGGGAACGAUGUGCCCCGAGCUGUGGAACGCAGCCAACGACACCAACAUUGCUGCUCCUCGCACUGCUACUGAAGUUGUUUGUGAGAAGGAAAAAGAUGUCGUUCUGUCUGCUCCCCAGCAUGCAGAGGACGUUUCUCACUAG
Messenger RNA from Penicillium taxi, 1902 nucleotides. RefSeq names its product sugar porter family MFS transporter. Gene Ontology annotation, molecular function: myo-inositol:proton symporter activity. NCBI's taxonomy places the organism in Eukaryota, Fungi, Ascomycota, Eurotiomycetes, Eurotiales, Aspergillaceae. Gene Ontology annotation, cellular component: membrane. The record is from RefSeq and is a predicted model, not a curated record. The transcript has 6 exons. The annotation marks the transcript as partial. Gene Ontology annotation, biological process: transmembrane transport.